AUGGCGCCACUGAAGUCUAAUUCCAAGGCUCGUGAGCCUCCCCCGAGCCUGUUCUUGCAUCCAUCACCCGCUGGCUCCCAUGUCUCCCUCUCAAGCCUGGUCGCUGCCAGCGGCGCCCUCCCUUCUGGUCCCGGUCCAAGAUCGAACAGCCAGAUCCCUAGCGGCGGCGCAUCGACACAACCGUCCCAAGCUCCUCCUUCUCUCGCGCGCACCGGCUCCCUGUUGAACCCCCGAAACCGCGGAACGACACCCCGGCUACAGACCGCAGACUCGACUCGCACCGCCGAUAGAACCGAUGCGCUAUGGGCCGAGAUGCAAGCGACGCUCGAGGAGGUCGAACUGUCCGCUAGCGGUGGCACACGUGUGUUUGGGUCUGAGCACGACCGCAAGCUGGCUGAGUUGAGGGCGGCGCAGAUUGCUCUGGCUCAGGCUUGGGCUCGCAGUGAGGCCGAUGAUUCGGGCGACGCGACCUCACCAGAAACCGAGGUGCGGAACCUCAAAGGCGCUUUGGGCGAGGUAGGUGGUAUUGCUGUGGCAGUAGCGGCAGGAGCAGCGCUCGGGGCUACGAUACCUACCGGAGGCGGGCGGGGCGUUGCAGAUGGGACUGAUGGAGGCAAGAGCACCAUUGGGACCGGCAGCCUACCACCCGGGGCCAGCGGUCUGGGAGGCGAGAGACUAGGGGCGAAGCUUGAGGAAGAAACCGAACGAGAUAUCCUACUCGCGAGGAACAGACGAGAGGCGAACGAUCGAUACUUCUCCAAGGUAGAUCAGGGAGUCAAGGAUGUCGUCGCAAAGCUUGAAGAAGUGGCCACUGCUAUGCGAGCCGUAGAGCAAGAGACUCGCGAUGUCUGGGGUGAUGAGAGCGUGCCGGGUAGUGCUAAGGCAUGA
Anthostomella pinea is the source of this 888-nucleotide messenger RNA. The record is from the annotation of a GenBank genome assembly. Lineage: Eukaryota; Fungi; Ascomycota; Sordariomycetes; Xylariales; Xylariaceae.